Panicum hallii is the source of this 1163-nucleotide messenger RNA. RefSeq names its product transcription initiation factor TFIID subunit 7. Gene Ontology annotation, molecular function: RNA polymerase II general transcription initiation factor activity. The transcript has 5 exons. Bases 184 to 783 code for a protein of 199 amino acids. Lineage: Eukaryota; Viridiplantae; Streptophyta; Magnoliopsida; Poales; Poaceae. Gene Ontology annotation, biological process: transcription initiation at RNA polymerase II promoter; RNA polymerase II preinitiation complex assembly. The record is from RefSeq and is a predicted model, not a curated record. Gene Ontology annotation, cellular component: transcription factor TFIID complex.
GACCAAAGGCUCGGCAAAGUAGAGCGGACGCGUGCGGAACUCUCCAGUUUCGCACCGAACGAUAAAACGCAGCAAGGGGGAAUUGGCCCUGUCCUCUGCGGGAUUCUGCCCGGCGAACGCUCGCCUGCGUCGGAGACGGUCUCAUCGAUCCCCCCCCCUUGUCCCAGUGGAAUCGGAGCUGCGAUGGAGGAGCAGUUCAUCCUCCGCGUGCCGCCGUCCGUGGCGGAGCGGAUCGAGCGCCUCAUGAAUGAAUCCGCCGCCGCCUCCUCCUCCUCCUCCUCGAACCCUGACGACACCUCCCUCGACCUCUCCUUCUCAGAGGAUGGAAGAAAUGGUACAUUUAUGAUCGGUAAUGAGAGCUUUCCUGCAUCUCUUUUGGAUCUACCUGCGGUGGUGGAGUCAUACAAGACAUAUGAUGAUUCUGUACUAAUUAAAACUGCUGAUAUUGGUCAGAUGAUUAUGGUAAGAGAAGAAAAUGACCCUGCUCCAGAGGGAGUUGAAUACAAGCAUGGGCUUACUCCUCCAAUGAGGGAUGCACGCAGACGCCGUUUCCGAAGAGAACCAGACUUGAAUGCAGAGCUGGUUAACCAAGUUGAGAAGCAUCUCAUCAAUAUUAUGCACGGAGUAUCUGUCAACCAGAAUGCCAGUGUGAUAGGAGGCGAGGAAGGUGGUGAUCGUAAGAAACCUCCAGUGGCUCGUGCACCCAAGCAGCCUGAUGUUCAAGAGCCAACUGCGAAUGGUGAGGAACCUGAGAGGAGCGACUCGGAAGAGUCUGAGAACUGAAGUGGACCCGAAUAGUGCAGUCUCAAUGGCCCAAGCGACCCAGGUUAAACUUGCACUUUAAAUCAGUGUAUGUCAAUAAUGACGAUGGCUGUUGUCUCAUGCAUGAUGUUGACUAUUAGCAUAAAAUUAUUAUUAGACUUCAGCAUGUGAUGGAGUAGGUUUACUGCUCUAUUGUAGUGCCGGCUGCUGCUGCUGUGAGUGUGAGUGGCAUCAGUUUGCAGUUUGCACACAGGACGUACUGUACCUACUAAGGCCAUCUAGCAGCAGUUUUGUCCAAUAUUUAUCAUGGGGUUACUUGGUUACAGGAACCCCCUCCACCUCUUAUACAGAAGACCAUAUGGUGUAGCAUUUAUAAAUACCAUGAGACAGUUGAAAGAAAA